Molecule: messenger RNA, 1383 nt
Organism: Schistocerca americana (American grasshopper)
Lineage: Eukaryota; Metazoa; Arthropoda; Insecta; Orthoptera; Acrididae
Product: unconventional myosin-Va-like
Exons: 9
Coding region: 1-1383 (460 amino acids)
Molecular function (GO): GTPase binding
Source: RefSeq, a predicted model, not a curated record
AUGGGGCUAGUUGUUAGUGCUCCUUUUAUCUUUUUUGAAUAUGAAAUUGGGAAGAUCUUAGCUUUGCAGCAACUGGAAGUGGAAAAUCGAAGAUUACAUGCAAAUAUGACUAAACUUCAGCUAUCAUUCGAUGAUUGCUGUUCUAAUCAAGCAUUGGAUGAUGGACCAGGACGAGAAGAAUUGCUAAAGCAGUACAAUCAGCUGCAACUUGAAGUUGACAGAUGGCGAGAGGAAUGCAUUCAGUUACACAGUAUUCUAGCAAAGCAAACUGAAGAAUUAAAGCCACAUAUUGCUGUAACAUUACUGCCAGGAUUGCCUGCAUACAUUUUGUUCAUGUACAUUAGGCAUGCCGACUGUCAAAAUGAUUAUGAGAAAGUACAGUUACUCCUGACAGCAACUAUCUACACCAUUGAAAAAGUUACUAAGAAAGGCCAUGAUGAUAUUGAUACAAUGGUUUUGUGGCUUUCAAAUACUGUGAGGCUUCUGCAUAAUCUGAAACAGUAUAGUGAAGACAAAACAUUCCAAAGUGAAAACACAUCACUACAGAAUGAACAGUGUCUACAGAAUUUUGAUCUCACUGAAUACAGAGAAGUUCUUUCAGAUACAGCUGUAGAAAUCUACCAGAGUCUUGCUGGGCAUAUACAAGAAAAGAUAGAGCCACUGGUGGUGCCAGCUAUUCUUGAACAUGAAGAAAUAAGUGGCUUGACAAGCCAGAUACCUAGUGGAAAGAGAGGAAGAGCUGUGUUGUCAUCAUGGGAUUCUGAGCCAUUUUUGGGUGUACAGAAGUCAUUGGAUGCACUCUUGCAGGAACUAAAUUAUAUCUAUAAAAUUAUGGGGAACCAUGGUGUUGACAUAGAACUUACUGUCCAGAUAUUUCGGCAGGUAUUCUACUUCAUCUGUGCCAUUUCAGUGAAUAACCUACUGCUCCGAAAGGAUUUGUGUCAUUGGAGUAAAGGAAUGCAGAUAAGAUAUAAUCUAUCACAUCUUGAACAGUGGUGUCGUGACAUGAGACUACAGUGUACUGAUGUGCCAACCACAUUACAGCCCAUAAUUCAGGCUGCCCACUUGCUACAGGCUCGUAAGCUGGAUGAAGAUGUUCAGCAUGUAUGCAAUAUGUGUGAUAAACUUUCAAUGUUGCAGAUAAUCAAAAUACUCAAUCUGUAUACAACCAUUGAUGAAUCUGAAGAAUGUGUUCCUGUCAGCUUUAUUUGUAGAAUACAGGCCAAACUCCUGGAAAGAAGUGAACCUCAGAAACAGGCCACAUUGCUGAUGGACACAAAAUUCAUGUUCCCAGUAAGAUUUCCUUUUAAUCCAUCAAAAAUCCAUCUUGAAGACAUAGAAGUACCAGAGGUGUUGAACCUACCAAUGCUAAAAAAAGUUUAA